AUGACGUCAUUUCUAAUAAUAAUUUCCGGUAUAAUUAAUUUAAUGAUCAUGAAUGUCAAGCAUAUAGAUGGAACUCUACCAACGAAAUCAUUGUGUUACUGUGGCUAUUGCUUAUAUUCAGAUUUGGAAAGAAAAUAUUUCACUAAUUUUAGUGAUUAUCAGAAUUUAUGCCCUGCCAGUGGGAAUAGUAUCGGUUAUAAGUUAUGGCUGUUGGAAGUUUACAAUGAUAGUGUCAAAAAUUUGUUGAAAGAUUUUAUUGCGGUGUAUAAUUUGAGCGGUAGUGUUGUCUACAUCCCACUGAAUAUGAGGUUAUCUGGUCAGGAAUGGAAGUGGAUUGACAACAAACCAUAUUCAGACGAUGAUGGCACGAUUAAAAAUCAGAGAUCUUCACACGAGGUUGCAUACCUGACAAAAGUUUCAAAUGGGUCUCUGGUUGGAUACUUUGCCGCUGAACCUGGCAGCAGUCAUCUUUCAAGAGCCAUUUGUCAAAUACGUGACUUGAGCCAGUGCAUGCAGACAGAUCUCACCUCCAACAACACCUGCUACAGACAGGCGGAAAAACCAACAACAACAUCCACAACUGCAUCAACGAUGACGUGGUUCGAAGCUGAAAAUCUCUGCUUCAAACUAGGUGGCUCGCUGGCUGUAUUUGAUCAAGUAAAUCUUAAACAAGUUAACAAAAGUUGGAUUCAGUCGUUGGCUGAUGGGAAUUAUUGGGUUGGGCUUUCUAAAGGGCAGUACAUUUGGGCAUAUUCAAAAAAUUUUGUCAGUUACUCGUUGUGGAAGAAUGGAGACCCAUCGUACUCAGAUGCUGCGUGUCCUGCUGUUGAUUCAAGCGGUAGUAUUAAUAGCAAUUGGGUUUUUGUACAGUGUUCGAAUGCUUUCGUUGUCGUCUGUAUGGGAGAUGCAAACAAUGCCCAAUCAGAAUAUACCACUACCCCAACUGAACAAGAGACACCAAUCCAAAGCUGUGGCAAACCAAGAGGUACCAAUGCGAAUGUACAACCAAUAAUUCCAACAAAUUACCCAAGAGAUGUGUCAAAAAAUGAACAGGAGGAGACAAAAACCAGUCACACUUACAUUACAAUACUGGAAGACGAUGAUGACAACCGUGAUGAUGAUUCUCAAAACAAUAGCUCGAUGAAAUCUCUAUGCGAUGAGAAUUACUGCUUGUACUCGGACGGCAUUUCACGAACAUACACCAACAUUGAAGCCAUGGAAGAGGUCUGCAGACGGUGGGACGUGACAACCUGGAUGCUGGAGGUGUACAGCGCUAAGGUUCAACUCCUGGUCAAUCAAUUUACAUUGAGGUACAAUUUUAAAGGCGGAUACAUUGCAUUGAACAAAGAAGAAACUAUCUCUUUUGGAUGGAUUUGGAUCAACAACAAUCUUCUUAACUCUCUGGGAAGUGUUCAGAACGAUGGAUAUGGUGCAAAGGUGGCAUACGUUGUGAAAUUUUCAAACAAUUCACUUAGCGGGUACAUUGCUGUCAAUCCAAGCUUUAUGCUGACUGGAGCGAUAUGUCAAAUUCAGUUGAAAGACGCCAGUGGCUGUAUAUACGACCGAGAUAUAGAGGUUGAGGAGAUGUGCUACCGACCAGUUGGUGGUGGUGCAAUGACUUGGUACGAGGCACAGAACCAAUGCCUAAUACACGGGGGUUACUUGGCCGUAUUCGAUAAUGUGGAUCUAGAUGACAUUAAUCCUGCCCACUUAAAAUCCUUGUGGGAUGGAAGCUAUUGGGUUGGACUGUCGAAAGGAUAUUUCAUCUGGGAUCAAUCAAAGAGUAUGUUUAGUUUUUCACGUUGGAAAGAUAAGUCCCCGAACUCAGGACUGCCUGUUACGGCCAUAAACACGUGGGAGGCUGGUUACUGGGAAAACGUGAAUCUCACGAAUUCAUUCACAGUCGUUUGCAUGAAAGCCUUUCCUACUACAACAGGCUUAACAAGGGAGAAACAAUUGCUGAUAGCACUGAUAGUCAUGGCCAUUUUGUUUGGGAUUUCAUUGAUUGUUUUUUUGGUAAUUGGAAUCUGUUUCAUCAUAUCAAGAAAAUCGAAGACAAACCCCGUAGCAUCGCCUGUAUACAACAAAGCCCAAGAUUUAGAUACAGUGAACGAGAGUUCUUUAGCAACAGCAUGCAACGAUAGAUACUGCUUAUACUCCGACUUAUCUUCGAACCUCUACAACAGCGUAGAUGAGUUGAAAUAUUUUUGUACAAAAUUGAACAUGGGUCUUUGGCUGCUGGAGGUGCAUGAUUCUGGAAUUCAGAAUUUGGUAAAUCAAUUUGUGAAGAAUAAUCAGAUGAAUAAUAAAUUUAUACCGCUGAAUUUGAAGUUUUCUAGCCUUGGAUGGACAUGGAUUGAUAACAGGGCCGCAAAAGUGUCCAUUCAAAACGAAAACGUCAGUUCGAAAUCCCAAGUGGCCUACGUUACAAAAUUUUCAAACAAUUCCCUCUUGGGUUAUUACGCCGCUGAUCCAGACUCUACCUGCUCUGGAGCCAUUUGCCAGAUUCAAACAAAUGAUGACGAUGGGUGCGCUUACGACAGAGAUCUACUGGCCGAGGAAAAUUGCUACAGACCUGUGGGCGGUGUUGGUCCGGUUACGUGGUACGAAGCGGAGAACCAGUGUACCCUUCUGGGUGGGUCGUUGGCCGUUCUCGACGGGGUGCAAUUAGAGGGGGUGGAAAGUAGUAAGGUACAGUCUCUAGCUGACGGAAAUUACUGGGUUGGAUUGUCGAGAGGAAGAUUUAUGUGGGAUUACUCCAACAGUUUUGCCAGCUAUACUCAUUGGAAAAGUAAAUUUGUAUCGCCAAUGUAUCCUUGUACGGCCAUGAACACAAGCGACAGCAAUCUUUGGUUCAACAUGCCGUGCUCAUACACAUACACACCAAUCUGCAUGAAAACGGCGGGAUCGCAAGAGCAGACCACGACGUUGAAACAAAACGUUGAAAAUCAGAAUUCGCUAUCCAACCAGGGUACUAGUAAAGAAAUCCAGCUGACAAUUGCAUUGGUUGUCAUCGGCAUUCUUUUUGGCAUCACGUUGGUAUCGCUGAUUGUCAUCACUAUUUGUUACAUCAGGUCUACCCAGAAAAACACUAGGAAACCGAUCAAACCGCUAUCUGGGAUUGAUGUGGGUCAAGAUGUUCCGAUGACGACAACGAAUGUGCGAGAACUUGACGACGGCUCCUACACUAGAAUCAACACAGUUGCUACAAUCAACCACAACACAACCAGCAACACCAACCCCAACAAUCACAUUAUCAACAGCAACUCCAACAACAAUCCCAACAACAAUCCUAAAAACAAUCCCAGCAGCUAUCCCAACAACAAUCCUGACAACACAGACUACAGUCCUAGCAGCACAACGUUAAAUGGCGAUUAUAGUGAAUAUAUAUCACUCGAAUAUGAGCAAUAA
Molecule: messenger RNA, 3411 nt
Organism: Helobdella robusta
Lineage: Eukaryota; Metazoa; Annelida; Clitellata; Rhynchobdellida; Glossiphoniidae
Exons: 20
Coding region: 1-3411 (1136 amino acids)
Source: RefSeq, a predicted model, not a curated record